Messenger RNA from Paramecium octaurelia, 699 nucleotides. The record is from the annotation of a GenBank genome assembly. Lineage: Eukaryota; Ciliophora; Oligohymenophorea; Peniculida; Parameciidae.
AUGAUGGUCAAAUAGGAUGCUUAGUAUCAUAUAUGAUUCAUAUUCACAAGAUUUGUGAACAAUUAUGCUCAAAACUCUUUUACAAUUUUCAAAUAAAGUGCAUCUAAUUCUAGAAAUAUUUAGAACAGUGUUGUGAAUAAUCCCUAAGAGAUGCUUUCAUCUAGACCUCUAAGUCAAGACCAGCAAUAUUACCUUAAGCAAUAACCAUUUCGAAAAGUUGAAGAAUGGCAAAAGUAAUAAGACUAAUUGGUUAAACAUUCCAAAUAAAAUAAUCACUUCAUUCCUAAUUAUCCUUAAAAAAUAUCAACAGAUUUAUCUUUGAGAUAUCAAAGGCAUUAUGCCUAAAACAGAUCGAUUGAUAGAGACAAGGUAAAAAAUGAGUUUUAAUAAAAAAUUAAUUAAAGUGUUAAUGUGAAAACUGAUGUAAUUGAAUAACCAAUAAUUUCUAUUAAGACAAAAACAGAAGAAAGUUAAAAGAAAUCAAAUCUGAAAAAAGUUAAAAAGUAAACACUUGAAAAAAAGACGGUAAAAAUAGAAGAUCAUAGACAAUCUAAAUCGAAAUCUCCGGAAAAUUAACAACAAUCCACUAAUAAGCCACCAUUGCCAACAACAAAAAAGAAGGAACAAGAACAAAGUUCAUUUAUAUAAUCUCAACCUGGUAUAGAUACUGUAGACUAAUUUCUAUAAAAAGCAAAAUGA